Molecule: messenger RNA, 3144 nt
Organism: Saccostrea cuccullata (small rock oyster)
Lineage: Eukaryota; Metazoa; Mollusca; Bivalvia; Ostreida; Ostreidae
Exons: 6
Coding region: 1-3117 (1038 amino acids)
Source: RefSeq, a predicted model, not a curated record
AUGGAGGAUCAGGAGGAGCUGGGGUGUUGUUUUAAAUGUUGCUCCUUGCCAGUUGCCAUGGAGUCAGAUGAAGGAGAAGAUUUAGAGGAGGUGUUGCUCCCAAAUUUCCUGGAUUCCGUUGGUGGCUUGUCCCUUCCUAACACAGAUGGUUUAUGCAGGAAUUGUUCUGAUAGGCACAGAAAAACUUACUCCACCAAAGUGGACAUUGAGGAUGAUGUCGCUGAAUUUUUUAAGCUUAGUACAGAGGACAUUGAAGAAAGAAUAGAAUGUGACACUGAACAGUGUUCAGCUGUUUCUCGACAAACUUCAGGGGUGGAAGAAAGUCUGGUUAUUGUUCAUGACGUAAAAAGUCCUUUGCAAAGUGUGUCAGAGCAAUCCAGUCAGAAUUCAGAGUUUUCUCUGAGUCAGUCUUCCCAAGGAACAGUAAGUGACUACUGGAGACCACCCACAUACCAUCGAGAAAAGCUAAACAGGAGUAUGGAGAUACUGUCUGAUGGUAAAUUCACGCCCUUACGCUUCACCCUGAAUGCAUCAUUAGAUGAAGUACAGCAGUCUACAAAAGACUAUGUGACACAGAAAGCCAAUGAAGUUAUUCAGUAUGCCUUUGAAUGCAUUGCACCUGGCCAAGAAAAUGCAUUAAUGCACUUGCUUUAUCAAAAAUACUACAAGCCAGAGGAAAAAAGGGUAGAAACUGAUGCAUUGACAGAGGCCUUAAUAAAAGCAUACGAUCAGGCUGAUGGACAUCAGAGUCAAGUGCAGAUACUCUCAUUGUUCGUGAACAACUUCUCCAAAACUGAACUUUGUAAAAUGGUGCAUGGUUUAACAAAGUACAAAAUAGAUUGUGCAAGAAAAUAUGCAUCAACUAAUGGUCCUGGCCAAAUUAUUGAUCAGCCAAAGAUUAAUCGGAUCAGACUUACAAAGUGUCGAAUUCAGCAUUUUGUCGAGUUUUUGUGCAGUCCAUCAAUUUGUCAGGUGGUUGGAUAUGGUUCAAAGACACUCCGUUUAUCAUCCGGAUUACAAAUCAAAAUUCCAAAAAUGAUUAGAACAAUGAUUGCCUCAAGAAUAAUCCAUGCUUAUGAAAUGUUCUGUGAAGACAGUGAGAUGGUGACACCUUCAAGAGCAACAUUGUUCAAAAUUAUAAAAGUCUGUUCUGCAUCACAGAAGAAGUCUUUGAAAGGACUGGACAGUUAUACUGCAGAUGGAAUGGAAGCAGUAGAGUUGUUACAGAAAAUACUGUAUAAGCUUCAAGAAAAUGGCCUUUCAAGAGACAUAACAAUGAACUUGAUAGAAAAGCUGUCAGAUGUGAAUGAACACCUUAAAUUCGAUCUGAAGAUGCAUGUCACACAGUCCAGCACUUGUAUUGACCAUUGUACAACAUAUGCCCUAUCGGAUGAGACAAAUCCAGAUUUCAGUAAAAUUUGUGAUCAUCAGCAUACUGAGAGUUGCAUGAAAUGUAGUAGCACUGCAGCAGUUAUUGAUGAAAUCUCAAGUUGUUUAUCAGCAACAAAUUUAUCAAUUGACUUGCAGAGAGAAUUGGAGCAUGAUUUUGAACGUUCAAGAAACAAUAUACAGGAAUGGAAAGCCCAUAUUACAAGAACUGUAAACCAGGAUAUCAGUAAAUGCCAGAUUGUACAAAAUAUGAAGAGUAACCAAGCACUGUUGAUUUUGGAUUGGGCCAUGAAAUUCCUGCCACAAAGUUUUCGUGAAUCACAGCAAAACUGGUUUGGAAAACAGGGCAUCAGCUGGCAUGUCACGUGUGCUAUAUUCCUUGAACAUCCCAGAGAUGAUGCAGAUAGUCAGGAAAAGAAAUUCAGUCUUGUAUCAUUUGUACAUGUAUUACAAGGAGGAAAUCAGGGAUGGUUCUCAGUUGCCUGUAUUCUCAAAAACAGCUUAGAAAAACUCAAAUGUCUCAACCCUCACCUGUCAGAAGUGUAUUUAAAGUCUGACAAUGCAGGAUGCUAUCAUAGCAUGCCACUGAUGUCUUACAUUUGGAGGAAUUACGACUUCCUACAGCUCAAAAUAAGAGAAUACAAUUUUAGCGAGGUCCAAAGUGGCAAAGAUCUAUGUGAUUCAAGAACUGGAACAUGCAGAAUGCACAUUUUGAAGUAUGCAAAUGAAGGAAACGAUGUGGAAAAUGCAGAUCAACUGAAAAAAGCAUUGGAAAGUCAUGGAGGAGUUAAAAAUACAUUCAUUACAUUGAUUGAUAUCAGCACAGAAAAUCACCCUGUUUUGUCAGGAACUAUCAGAAACUUCAAAAUCAGUCAGAUGAACAAUUUUGUGUUUGAGGAAGAAGGCAUCAGAGUGUUUAGAGCCUAUGGAAUUGGUCCAGGACACUUGAUCCCAAAGAGUACACUGGAGAAAAUAUCUCAGAAUCUUGCGUUUGAUGAGACCAAAAUGAAGGUCAAAGAAGAUUCCACUGUUAUACCAGAAUGUAUGCAAUCAUCCCUGCUGAAGCUUCCAUUUGCAUCUCCACAAUCUGAUGAACAGGAUGACAACAAUGGAGACCUUAGUUGCACUGAACCUGGCUGCAUCAGAUCAUUUAGAAAACCAUCAACAUUAGAAAAACAUUUGGCUGUAGGAAGUCAUUCUUACCAUGAGACAAAUAGCAGUACAGAUAUUGCCAUGGAACUGUGGGCAGAACAAUGUAGUCAAUCCUUGUGUUACAACCAAUCUCACUCCAUCCAAUCCUCUAAUGCAAGUUCCGAAAGUCAAUUAUCCCAGCUGAAAACAGGAUGGGCCUUGAAGUCAGACAGAAAAUUUGUCAGAUUCUCAACAGCGGUAAAACAAUUUGUAAAAAACAUUUUUGAUGAGGGUGAAAAAACUGGGAAAAAAGCAAACCCUGUGACAGUUUCUUUACAAAUCCGCAAUGAACGAGAUGAAAACGGCAAUCAUGUUUUUUGUCCAAAUGACUGGAUCUCAGCUCAACAAGUUCGCAGUCUUUUCGCUCAAUUUCAAAUGAAGCUGCUAAAAGAAAGCACUGACAAGGAAAAGAGACCAAAAUUAGAACUUACUGUGAAAUCUGAAGAAGAUGAAGAUUUAAAUGAGGUCCUCAAGGAUCUGAAUGCUAUGGAAGCAUACGACAUGGUGAAUUCUGUCACAGAUAAGUGCCAGCUGUGAUUUCUUCUUAGUAAGAUAUCAGCUCUG